CUCAGCACACAUAGAACUUGUACAGUAGGGACAGGCAAACGUAACUCUCUGAGAGGCCCAAAUACCGUCAGAGGAGACUCCAAUAUCACUGGGAGACACCAAUAUCACUGGGUGAGACUCCAAUAUCACUGGGUGAGACUCCAAUAUCACUGGGUGAGACUCCAAUAUCACUGGGAGACACCAAUAUCACUGGGUGAGACUCCAAUAUCACUGGGAGACACCAAUAUCACUGGGAGACACCAAUAUCACUGGGUGAGACUCCAAUAUCACUGGGAGACACCAAUAUCACUGGGUGAGACUCCAAUAUCACUGAGAGACACCAAUAUCACUGGGAGACACCAAUAUCACUGGGUGAGACUCCAAUAUCACUGGGAGACACCAAUAUCACUGGGUGAGACUCCAAUAUCACUGGGAGACACCAAUAUCACUGGGUGAGACAAAAAUACCACUGGGAGAGACAAAAAUACCACUGGGAGAGACAAAAAUACCACUGGGAGAGACAUCAAUACAAUCAGAGGAGACUCCAAUAUCACUGGGAGACACCAAUACCACUGGGAGACACCAAUAUCACUGGGAGACACCAAUAUCACUGGGAGACACCAAUACCACUGGGUGAGACAAAAAUACCACUGGGAGACACCAAUACCACUGGGUGAGACAAAAAUACCACUGGGAGACACCAAUACCACUGGGUGAGACAAAAAUACCACUGGGUGAGACAAAAAUACCACUGGGUGAGACAAAAAUACCACUGGGAGUGACAUCAAUACAAUCAGAGUAGACACCAAAACCACUGGGUGAGACAAAAAAAACACUGGGUGAAACACCAAUACCAUCAGAGGAGACUCCAAUACCGCUGGGUGAGACAAAAAUACCACUGGGAGGUACAUCAGUACCACUGGGUGAGACAAAAAUACCACUGGGAGGUACAUCAGUACCACUGGGUGAGACAAAAAUACCACUGGGAGGUACAUCAGUACCACUGGGUGAGACAAAAAUACCACUGGGAGGUACAUCAGUACCACUGGGUGAGACAAAAAUACCACUGGGAGGUACAUCAGUACCACUGGGUGAGACAAAAAUACCACUGGGAGGUACAUCAGUACCACUGGGUGAGACAAAAAUACCACUGGGAGGUACAUCAGUACCACUGGGUGAGACAAAAAUACCACUGGGAGGUACAUCAGUACCACUGGGUGAGACAAAAAUACCACUGGGAGGUACAUCAGUACCACUGGGUGAGUCAACAAUACUUCUGUGAGAGGCACAGACACAAUCAGAGGAGACAGAAAUUCCAGUGUGAGAAGCAAAACUACUACUGGGUCAACAGUACUUCUGUGAGAUACAAACCUUAUUUAAUAAACACAAGUCUAUCUGGGAAGAUAUAAUUAUCACUGAGAGAGAUACAGAGGGUGACGGCAGACGGACAGAUCCUUCAGUAUUUGCAACGAAGCCACUGAGAGAAACAAAGAGACAAUCUCAUGUAAGGGAAAGUCAUACUGUACUAGCUGGAAUCUUUGUUUGGAUACAACAUUUUCAGCUAUGAAAGGUACCAGGAGGUUUAAGCACGUGAUUGAUACUCCUGAUCCAGGAAAAUGGGAGCUGGCUGGGUAUGAAGAAACAAUGCCAAUCACUGAGAAAUCAAACCCAAUUACCCGAGAGCUGGAUAAGGCUGACCCCAACCAACUGGUGCAGCUGCUGAGAGACUGCGAUGCAGAAAUAUUUCAGGAAGAGGACGUCGCUAUCCUGAACUACCAGAGGUUAUACAGUGAGUCUAUCCUGAAGACUGUGGGCGAUAUCGCAAAGAGCGUGCAAGAGAUAUUAAAGACUCCUGAUGAUGGGCUAGUCGUACUAAGCGGGUGUGGGGCAUCAGGAAGGCUGGCGUUACUUCUUGCGAAUUCUUUCAAUCGCUUGUUAAAGGGUCUUCAUAUAACCCCAUGUUACACCUACAUCAUCUCAGGAGGAGACAGAUCCCUUGUGACAUCUCAGGAGGCUUAUGAAGACCACCCACUGCUGGGAGCUGAAGAGCUGGAGAAGGUGUGUGAAGGCAAGAAGAAGGUGGUGUUCAUUGGAAUUACUUGUGGUUUAUCGGCCCCCUUCAUUGCUGGACAGCUGGACUUCUGUAUGAGGAACCUGGAUGUAUUUGUUCCAGUUCUGGUGGGAUUUAACCCAGUCAGUAUGGCUCGGAAUGACACCAUAGAAGGGUGGCACUCCACCUUCCGGCAGGUGGCCGAGCAUAUGCAGAACUUACAGGACACCCAGCGGGUGUUUAUCCUAAAUCCUGCAGUGGGACCUGAAGCAAUCAGCGGAUCCUCAAGUAUGAAGGGAGGAAGUGCAACCAAGAUCCUGCUAGAGACCCUCUUCCUGGUAGCGCAUAAAGCCGAGUCCAACGUGGAGGUGACAGAGAAAUGCUUGUUGGAAAUCCUCAGGACGUAUGAAAGGGCUCACAAAGUGACCUAUGCACAGAGCAAGAAAAUAGCAGCUUUGGUGAAACAGACAGCAACAAGCUUACAGAAAAAAGGGCAUCUGUACAUCCUUGGCUGGAGAACUCUGGGGUUGAUGGGUAUCAUGGAAGCUGUGAACUGUGUGCCCUCAUUUCAAGCAGAUUGGAGAGACGUCCGCGGAUUUAUCAGUGGAGGGUACCAGACUAUGGAAAACAAGGAAGGAGACCUCACAUCCGAGGGCCCAGAGUUUGCCGUCUCCCAUGAAGAUUUUGUAAAGAGCGUUCUCCCAUCACUCUCAGAAACAGAUACAGUGCUCUUUAUAUUUACUCUAGACGAUGAACUGAGUGAGGUAGAGAAACUGGUGACAUUAGUGAAGGACAAGACAUCUAAUAUACACGCGAUAUCUCAUGCCACGGCUGGACAGUACCUCCCGAAUCCUACCAAGAAGAUCAUUCCAAACAUUAUUGGAAUCACAUGGCCAAUUCUGUUCCUAGAGUAUGAAGGUGCCUUUAUACAGAUGUUCCAGAGGGAGCUCAGCACUAAGUGGAUUCUGAACACAAUAACCAGCGGAGCUCAUGUCCUCAGGGGGAAAGUGUACAGGAAUCUCAUGGUGGACUUUAAAAUCAGCAACACUAAACUGUUCCAAAGGGCUCUGUCUGUGCUGCAGAGAAUUACAGGCCACUCUAAGCAGCGCUGCACAGAUGCUGUUCUUCAGUCCAUCUAUAGAGAAGAGUUUGGUUCUGCACAAACAGAGAAUGCAGAGAUUUCAAAACACGUGGAGGCAGCUUCUUCAUGCGAUAAAGUUCUUCCUGUAGCGAUCAUCAGUUUGCUCCGUAACUGCACUAUACAAGAGGCCAGAUCUCGGUUAGACGCCUCCGGAACUACACGAGCUGCCAUUGAGGCCUCUAUCAUUGUGCCAGGAAGGAAGAGAGGAGCUCAGAGUACAGAACCUGAAGAACAAAGUUGAUGAAAGUAAACAGAGUGUCUAGAAACCUUUAGAUUCAAUUUCCAGAUAUAAAGCCCCAAACUAAACCAUAAUACUGUUUUUUUUUAAGUUGUGCUACAAAACCUUUAGAUCAAAUCUUUACAAGCUGUAUAAAAUCUUAUACUAAUCUAUUCUGAAUGUGCAUUUUAUGUGAUAACUUUCUAAUUAAAAUAAAUGUGUAUGGUGAGUUGACUUGCAAUACAAAUGUUAA
This is a messenger RNA of Bombina bombina (fire-bellied toad), 3640 nucleotides long. It is a transcript of the gene GCKR, whose product is annotated as glucokinase regulator. The transcript has 20 exons. Gene Ontology annotation, cellular component: mitochondrion; nucleoplasm; cytosol. NCBI's taxonomy places the organism in Eukaryota, Metazoa, Chordata, Amphibia, Anura, Bombinatoridae. The coding region runs from base 1543 to 3411 and encodes 622 amino acids. Gene Ontology annotation, molecular function: fructose-6-phosphate binding; enzyme binding; enzyme inhibitor activity. Gene Ontology annotation, biological process: negative regulation of glucokinase activity; carbohydrate derivative metabolic process; response to fructose. The record is from RefSeq and is a predicted model, not a curated record.